AUGUCAUACCAAUAUCAACGACCGGCAAUGCCGCCUCCUGACUAUGAGGAAUACCAACAACCUGGACCUCAAAAUCCUUCACCAAACUAUAAUGCUCAACCUUCAUCUGGAUACGGAAGUCAUUACAACCAGAACACAACAUCAAACCAACAAUCGUUUGGACGGUUUAAUGGAUCCAAUGCAAACGAUGAAAAAUAUAAUUUCGAAGCUCCACCUCCUCCAGAAGCAGGACAGGAGGAGUUUGAUGACGCAUUUAAAGUGAGAAAGCCAAAAUAUAACGACAUCCCAUUCACAUUUUGGUUUCUUGCAUCGACAGCUGGGUUCAUAGUUGUUGCCGUGAUCGCAAUUAGGUAUUAUCACCUACACUCAUCGUAUGAAGGUUCUGGAAUACAUGGUAGCUCAAACAUCGUCACAUUGAAUAGUAACACCAUGAUUGGCUUCUGCAUUGUUGUUGCAGUGGCCCUUGUUCUUUCUAUUCUUAUGCUUGUUCUUGCCAGGUAUUCUGCUCGGAUGUUCUUAAUCAUUGGUUUAAUUUGCAACUUUCUCUUUGGCCUUGCUACUGCCAUUUAUUACUUGUCAGUCGGCUACUAUUCGGCAGGAAUCGUCUUUGUGAUAAUGGCCGUAUUUUUCGGCUUCUGCUAUUGGUCAAUGCGCAGUCGGAUUCCAUUUAGUGCAUCGGUCCUUCGAAUUGUUGUUAAUGUCUCUACUCAGUUCAAGAGCUGUUAUAUUGUUGCAGUCCUGGGUAUGAUCAUAAUUGGUGCAUUUUCAUUUUUGUUUGUGAUCACAAUUGUCGCCGUUUAUACAAAAUGGGGUGAUCAGAGCAACUCGGCCCAAUACAGCCAAUCGAAAUUAAUUGGUCUUCUUGUUUAUGUGUUCUAUUCUGGUUACUACAUUACGGAAGUUAUGAGAACAACCAUUCACGUUACUUUGAGUGGUAUCUACGGUACUUGGUAUUACCUCUCCAAAUCCGAUGCCGGGACUCCCAAGCAUCCAGCUUUGGGAUCUUUCAGAAGGGCUAUGACUUUCUGCUUUGGAUCGAUCUGUUUUGGAUCGUUAAUCGUCUCCCUUAUCCAGCUCUUGAGGCAAUUAAUUAAUAUUGCGAAAAUGCAAGCAUUAGGAGACGGAAAUGGCUGGGCAUAUUGCAUUCUUCUGCUUGUGGAUGCAUUUGCUUACGUUCUUGACUGGUGUGUCCGUUAUUUCAACCAUUAUGCUUACUCUUACAUUGCUUUGUACGGUAAAAGCUACUUGAAAUCCGCUCGGGACACUUACCAUAUCUUUAAAUACAAGGGAUUCGAUGCAUUGAUCAAUGAUUGCAUUAUUGAUACUGCCCUCGGUAUCUAUAGUUUCUUCGCAGGCUUUCUUGCUGCAUUUGCAUCAUACCUGUAUUUGAGAAGUACAAAGCCGGCUUAUAAUUCUGACGGAUCUUAUUAUGCACCAGUGGUGGCAUUUUCAUUUGUUGUUGCAUUGCAAAUUUGCAAUGUUAUUUCCACAGUGAUCACCUCCGGGACUGCCACAUUCUUCCUAUGCUUGGCUAAGGAUCCAGAAGUUUUCCAAGUUAGUUAUCCAGAUGACUUUAAUGAAAUCCUUAGAAAUUAUCCUGAAGUUUUAAUGAAGAUUCAGACACCAGAGAACUGA
Messenger RNA from Brettanomyces bruxellensis, 1635 nucleotides. RefSeq lists its product as uncharacterized. The record is from RefSeq and is a predicted model, not a curated record. Gene Ontology annotation, molecular function: transmembrane transporter activity. The transcript has a single exon. Gene Ontology annotation, biological process: transmembrane transport. The coding region runs from base 1 to 1635 and encodes 544 amino acids. Gene Ontology annotation, cellular component: plasma membrane. NCBI's taxonomy places the organism in Eukaryota, Fungi, Ascomycota, Pichiomycetes, Pichiales, Pichiaceae.